This is a messenger RNA of Tilletiopsis washingtonensis, 405 nucleotides long. RefSeq lists its product as hypothetical. Gene Ontology annotation, molecular function: threonine synthase activity. Gene Ontology annotation, biological process: L-threonine biosynthetic process. The transcript has a single exon. The annotation marks the transcript as partial. The record is from RefSeq and is a predicted model, not a curated record. Lineage: Eukaryota; Fungi; Basidiomycota; Exobasidiomycetes; Entylomatales.
ACCAAGUCGACGAUCCUCAAGUACUUCACGCGCAGCGCCACCUCUCACCACGAGGGCUCCUACCUCAUCGACCCUCACACGGCCGUCGGCUUUUGCGCCUCCAAUCGCCGUGCCUCCGGCUCCGUGCAUCAAGUCGUGCUCUCCACGGCGCACCCGGCCAAGUUUGCCGAGGCCGUCACGGGCGCGCUGGAGGCUGCGCGCGACGUGCAGUGGGACUUUGAGCGCGACGUGCUGCCAAAGGAGAUGCGUGGCCUCUUGCAGCGCGAGCGCCGCUGCAGAGACGUCAAGCUGCCGCAAGGCAGUGGGGGCAAGGUGGAGAGACUGGCGCAGGCGACGAGAGAGGUGGUGGAGGAGCAGGCGCAGAGCAUGAAGAUGGCCAAAGAGGCGCCGACGCAGAGCUUGUAA